Molecule: messenger RNA, 1281 nt
Organism: Neospora caninum
Lineage: Eukaryota; Apicomplexa; Conoidasida; Eucoccidiorida; Sarcocystidae
Product: APC binding protein EB1, related
Exons: 3
Coding region: 1-1281 (426 amino acids)
Biological process (GO): regulation of microtubule polymerization or depolymerization; spindle assembly; protein localization to microtubule plus-end
Cellular component (GO): cytoplasmic microtubule; microtubule plus-end; spindle midzone
Molecular function (GO): microtubule plus-end binding
Source: RefSeq, a predicted model, not a curated record
AUGGCGCUCGCACACGCAAACUCCGGAACUGUAAGGGAUGUAGACCCCAGCAGUGUAGGGAUGAUGGAAGGCGCGUUCUUCGUUUCGCGGACUGAGUUGCUCGACUGGGUGAAUACAACCUUCAAUCUUUCCCUUACAAAAAUUGAGCAAGGUGCCUCCGGCGCCAUCUACCUCCAGAUUGUCGACGGUAUGUUUGGCGGAGGGCACAAGGUCCCGAUGGCAAAAGUGAAGUGGAAUUGCAAGUUCGACUACGAAUAUAUCCAGAACUACAAGCUGCUUCAAUCUGUCUUCAACAAGCAAGGGAUCAAAAAGCACAUUGAAGUUGACAAGCUGAUAAAGGGAAAGUACCAAGACAACCUCGAAUUUCUUCAGUGGCUGAAGGCCUUCUACGAUCGCCAGGCGGCUCAGUUCCGAGCUCCAGACAAACCGUAUAAUGCGUAUGAACGACGAAAGCUCGCAGGCUCCACGUUCCCGGAUUGGGCGCAGCCGAAUGACCCGGCGACAUCGGGUGUCCCCGCGUCGAAGGAGACGCCUGCGUCCCAGGCUUCGCUCUCUUCUCUCGCCUCUUCGUCUCCGCCAGUGUCGCGGGCGACUAGCCACGGCACACAGGGCGAGAAGCGCCGCACGACGUCGUGUUCGUCGCGCAUGACGAGCGCACAGCCCGCCGGCAAAGGUCGCGGGAGCCCGUGCGAAGGCGGCGAGUCGGAGAGGGCGGCGCGGCAAGUCUCGGGCAGCCGAGAGGAACGGACAUACAUUCGGGAGCUGGAGGCAACGACACUUCGGCUGAGGGAGUGUGCAAAGGCGCUCGAGGCCGAGGUCGACCAGGCACGACUGGAGCGCGAUUUCUAUUUCCAGAAGCUGCGGCGAAUCGAAGUGAUGUGCGGGUCUUCCGGGGUCGGGACGCUGAACGUUAAAGACGUUCUCGCCGUUCUCUACGCGACAGACGAACACCUCGAAGAGGGCGAGGACGAGCCGAUGGAGGCGCAGGGCGAAGAAGAGGAGGAAGAAAACCGCCGCUGCGGGGGCCGAGGCGCCCGCGGCGACGGCCGACCGGAGACAGUGGGCGACGGCUACUCGCCGUUCGGAGAGAAGAGAGACGAAAACACCAGGAGAACAGAGAAGGCUGGAGCGGCCUACGCUGCCCACGGGAACGACGUUGCACGCGGAGUUUCCCCCCUGCGUGCAGGCGAAGAAAGUGAGGACGACCUGCUGCCAGGAAAGCCGCGAGCGCGCAUUUGCGCCCGGGGCGGUGUCGAGACAGCGGAGCCGAUGCUUCAGUGA